GUUUCACCCAUUUUCAAUAACAAUGGAGGUGUUCAACAAAGCCAAGGCCGUGAGACUCCGAGCCCACAACGACAAGUAUCUAGUAGCCGACGACGACAACCAAACCAUCCGCCAGAGCCGCAACCGCACAUCUCGCAAAACUAUAUGGGUAGUAGAAGCAGUAUCGGAUCAAGGCAUACGGCUCAAGAGCCUGGCCCGUGGUCGGUACUUGAGCGCAUCGGAUUUGCCAUUCCUGCUGGGGAUGACGGGGAACAAGGUGAUGCAGGUGGAGGUCGAGAAAGGUUCGGAGUGGAUGGUGAAAUGGGAACCGGUGCAGGAAGGGUUCCAGGUGAAGCUGAGGAGUUGGUGUGGGACUUACUUGAGAGGGAAUGGUGGGACUCCCCCUUGGAGAAACUCGGUGACUCAUGAUCAGCCUCACACUUCCGCUACUGGGAAGUGGAUUCUGUGGGACGUGGAGAUUGUGGAUCAUUUUGAAUUCGAUGGCUUAGCCUCUUUCUCUAGCUUUGCUUCUGAUGAGCCCUUUGGGUCCGAACCUCCAACACCCUUGACUACUAAAACACAGAUUCGUCACAGCUCGUCUGUUAUGGAUUUGUUUCGCAAUGCUAAAACGAUCAGACUCCGGAGCCACCACAAGAAGUAUUUAUCCGCUGAUGAAGAUGAGGAAUCCGUCGUUCAGGACCGGAAUGGAUCAUCCAAGAACGUUAGGUGGACUGUCGAGUUCGUUUCCUUCUCCGAUGCUAUUAUCCGCCUGAAAAGCUGUUACGGGAAGUACUUAAUGGCGUCCAACCAGCCGUUCUUGCUUGGAAUGACUGGGCGGAAGGUUAUGCAAGCUCGUCCUGAACGGUUUGAAUCUUCGCUUGAGUGGGAGCCGGUUAAGGAUGGCUCCUUCCUUCGUCUCAAAACAAGGUACGGUAAUUACUUGAGAGCUAACGGCGGUGUUCCCCCGUGGCGGAACUCGGUUACUCACGAUGUACCGCACCGGGCUUCUACUAAGGAUUGGAUUCUAUGGGAUCUUGAUGUUGUGGAUAUCGAAACUCAAUCUUCUGUUCAUAAAACCCUAGAUCAUCCCUCCGACCCGGAUUCACCUCUGGAGGUGGAUUCAAUUUCGUCCUCGGUUUCACAAGAUUCCGCUCGUCCUUCAACUGCUGAGUACAACGUUGGUGGAGGAUCAAAUUCACCUCCAAAAUCAGAGGGGAGGAGGAUAUCUUUCCUAUUUGCUGAUGAAAAUGGAGAAGAUGAGGAUUCAGAGAGACAUUCAUUGAAUUUCAAUGGGAAAGGAGUGGAGGAUUUGACUCGUAAAUUAGAAGAAGAGAUGGGAAUUGAAGGUGUAGUUGUAUGUACUCGUAGCCCUCUGAAUGGAAAGCUUUACCCAAUUCGGUUGCAACUUCCUCCCAACAAUGGAACUUUGAAGGUUGUUCUAGUUCUGAAGUCUUCCACAUUGGGAAGUGAGUUUGAGAAACAAGGCUUGCUUUGAUAUGAUAUAGAAGAGAAAAGGUUGAUUCAAACAGGGGCCAGGCCAAAGCAGAACACAAAUCCUACCCUCAUCAUAGUAAUGAAGAACAGAGAUGUAUUGAAGUAAUGUAUAGUGAGUACUGAGUAGUGUAGAUAAUAUAUAUGGUGAAGAAGAAGCAGGAGGGGAGGGGAUGGCGUAUUUGAUUUUAUUUGAAUUCAUUAUUAAUUAAAUAGACAACAACAUAGUAGCAGUAUUCUUUUAAAUCUUUUUUCUAUUGGAUUCUAUGUUGUGUUGCACUAUGAAAUAUAAACACUUUUGUGUUUUUGUAGAAGUUGAGUAUUAAAUAAAUUAUUUGCUGCCAUUUCAACUGCUCUUA
Cucumis sativus (cucumber) is the source of this 1829-nucleotide messenger RNA. RefSeq lists its product as uncharacterized. Lineage: Eukaryota; Viridiplantae; Streptophyta; Magnoliopsida; Cucurbitales; Cucurbitaceae. The record is from RefSeq and is a predicted model, not a curated record. The transcript has 4 exons. The coding region runs from base 23 to 1474 and encodes 483 amino acids.